ACGAUCCCAUCUACAAAAUGCUCAAAAAUGUCUUUUUGAGUGAUUUUGAACGUUAAAGGAAUUGAAAAUACCAUUCUAAUGAAAAUAUUAAAUGAAAUAAGCAAAACUAUGCAGCAUAUUAUGACCAACAUUCAACUAAAGCCGAUCUCAGUGUGUGAUUCUUGCCAUAGAAAAUCUCUGUCUCUCGCUCUUUUGCAUAGCACUUCUCUUUCCCCCUCGAAGUCAUGCUAUGAAAUAUUUCACUCCAAGCGGCCAUCAUGCAUACACUGUCUCUGCUUAACUACUGCCAUCUCGUUCUCACUUGUGAAAGUUUUCAUCGGCGCCAAAAUAACGUAAACACCGGAGUUGACAAACGUCAACGAUGCGAUUCAAGUGCGCUCUUUCGUCGAUCUUUGGAGCUUAGAAUUUUGGUAAAAAUCCAAGUAAAAAUGGCCACCAAUCGGGAGAAGGAAACAGGUUCGUUGCAGAACGCCCGUAGGCGCUUGAUAAAGCGGCGUAUGGUAGAAUGGCAAUGUGAAUUUGCAAACCAAAGACAACUUCCGGCCGUGGGCGAACCGCAAAGGAAUGGAGUAACAUUGGCUGCUCAACGGGACAAGAUGUUGUCUGACCUCAUUGGCCGACGCAUAUUUAGGCGUCGUUUGGAGGGAGUCGAAUUGGAGCCUUCGGCCACAGCUGAACGAGCUCUACCUCAAAGGAAUGAUGCCGUAUUGGAUCCAAUGAAUGUGACCGACACACUUCCACCCCGUAGCACUGGCGAGGAGGAUCCGCCGGUAAUAUCUAUAAUAUCCCGGGGUCCACUCCAGCGUCUGGCGCUGCGGCGAGCUCCCUCCGGUGUCGGAGAUACAAAACCAAUGACGCUGGAAUCUGUCGCCAAGGUCCAGGUCGUGGAGCAAAACAGGGUGUCAAUGGUUAGGUCGCCCUCCAUCUCAGCUGCCAAAGCUAUCCGUAAGGUAGCGGUAGUCGCUCCUAUGGGUGUGUGUGAGGGAGUGCGGAAGAAUCCUAACUGUUUGAAUCUGACUAAUAAGAUUGCAAACCAGAACAUAAAUAUUCAUCAAAAGUACGCACGCCUACAGGUGCGUUUACCGCCUCUGGAGCCGUCUUGUAGUAAUAAGCCAACGGCGGUAGUGCUUCGGCUGGAUCAUUCUGCAGGUACUGCAACCGUCGAGCAGUUAGCCAUUGAGGCCGGCCACUAUCGCCAUACAUCUCUCAUCCACGGGUGAGCCCAUAACACCAUAUUUCCCUCGGGAACUUUCAACACCUCCAUCCGUGGCCUACAAGGCCGUGCGUUAAGCGUAGCAGCGAUGAAGCAACAUUCCAUCUGUCUGUUGAAAUAAAAAGAAAAUGCUUAAAGUAUGCGUCUUUUCAUUAUUUUCAGCGUUAGAUUUCUAAGUGAGAAGUUAGUAAGGUUGUUGAAAAGAUGAACGGGAAGAGACUUCAAGAAGAGUUGAGGAUAAGAAUAGAUAAAAGAGCGAGAAACAAUGAUUUAUG
This is a messenger RNA of Anopheles coluzzii, 1488 nucleotides long. RefSeq lists its product as uncharacterized. Bases 258 to 1220 code for a protein of 320 amino acids. NCBI's taxonomy places the organism in Eukaryota, Metazoa, Arthropoda, Insecta, Diptera, Culicidae. The record is from RefSeq and is a predicted model, not a curated record. The transcript is spliced from 4 exons.